Lytechinus variegatus (green sea urchin) is the source of this 1841-nucleotide messenger RNA. RefSeq lists its product as uncharacterized. The transcript has a single exon. The coding region runs from base 82 to 1737 and encodes 551 amino acids. Lineage: Eukaryota; Metazoa; Echinodermata; Echinoidea; Temnopleuroida; Toxopneustidae. The record is from RefSeq and is a predicted model, not a curated record.
CGACAAUAUUGUCAUCGUUGUAUAUGAUUAUUAAUGCAACACCGGGAAGUUCACAGGUCCGUAACAGUGAUCUAUUGAACCAUGAAAAGAGGAAGUUGGAUUCUGAGUUUUGGGAGUGAGGAAGGAAAGCGAUCACACGGUGCGUUAUCAACCAAUGUAAGUACUCUGCAGAAUCGCUAUUCCGGUUAUGGUGUAAUUAGCCGAUAUUUAGGUGAAAACAAGACUGAAAUAAUGGCUGAAAGUGAGGAACGUGGGACAGAAGCAGUCAGUGAUCAGCCUGAUCAGACAGACAGAGAUAAGAGAGAUAUAAGUCGAGCUGAUUCAGUGGAGAGCGCUAUUGAUCAGCAUUUGAAGAAGGUGGAGCUGCAAGUGAUAGCCGCGACCGAAAAAGAACUCAGUCAGGCGGAGGCUGAUCGAUACAAAAUGGCAACAUUAAUUAACCAGGAAACUGAGCGAGAUAUUCGACGAUUGUACGAGAAGAGAGAUGAACGACUGAGAAAGAACCACCAAGAGACUGAGAAGAAACGACAAAUGAUUGUUGAAAAGAGAUUUGAGCUUGUGGAACAGAUUCACAGCUUGGGUGACGAAAUCAUGAAAACUGCAAACAAACUGAAAAUAAAACACCAUGAUAUGGGAUUUUCGAAAUCAUCAUCGUCGCCAAAGCUCCAUGCUAAACUAGCCAAGAAGCUAUCAGGACACCAUCACAAGAACGGCGGAGACAGCAGCUCCAAGAAUAAACAAUCGUGCGCUGGAAUUGAGGGACUUGCUAAGCUUGUUCAUGAGAUAGCCUUUGGAAUAUCUUUUAUGAAGCUUGAAGGAGCGAAGGUUGGUCAGAUAAGUGGUAACACGGAUAGGUGGGUCUUGGAAGAGAAGAUAGAGGUGGGACCGAUGGUUGGACUACCAGCUCUGAAAGGCGCCAUCAGCGGUUCUGAAGUCGUGGUGGAGGAUGUCAAGACAUCUUUUGUGUACGUCACGAACAUCGAAGAUAAGACAACCAGGGCGGUGAUCGGAGAGAAGUACCCGAUGUUUAACUGCGCAUCCCAUGACGGUACGGUGAUUGUCUGCGGUGGCAGGAGUGGCAAGGUGGCGCUCUAUGACAGAUCUUGGGGACACCUUCGAAACCUGAGCUUACCCGAGAAGUUCUUGAGCGGAGCUGAGGUGAUGUGUGUCGCGGUGGAUGGAAGCGCCAGGAUCUUGAUAGCUCAGUAUGGAGGUAACACCAUCCAUGUCUUCAAUCCUUCAGGUACUCAAUGGAUCAAGACCAUCGAGAUCGAAGAGAUGGUUCCGAUUCAUGGUAUCCAUGUCUUACAAUCUGGAAUCGCUGUACACUCUGCUAUGUACGGAGAACAGGUGUGCAUCGUCGACAAGGACGGGAAGGUCAAGGCUAACGUAUUCCUUGAGGAAUCCGAGGAGAAGUGCAUGAGUAUUCUAUCCACUGACCCGGUGUCCAAUGCCCUCUUUAACCUGACUUGUAAUUCUACCAGUGGACAAUGUGUAGUGGAGGAACUCUGUGAUGUGAAGUCAGGUCAUGCGAAACCAGAGAAGAUAAUUGAAUUUGAUGCUCCUAGACUGGCUAACGGACUCAUUGCAGGAGAGGGGUUCAGUGUCUUAAGACCGGACAAGAUGGUUACGUGUGAUGGGGAACAACUUCUUGUCUAUGGAAAGAGGAAAGGGGUGCACCACCUUCGACAUAUAAUAUCGGAAUCAAACACAAUCAACAAAGGUGACAGAGACUGAGUACUGUUAAUAUUGCUGACAUACAUCUUGUGUAACUGUUGUAUAUUCCUUUUUCGUAAUGGACAAUACAGACAGCCUGGAGCUGUUUCAGCGAAAUAUGACAU